GUGAAAGGUGACUGUGGAAACAUGGUUGAACUCGGGGAUAUCCGCGUGGUUCACCGAGGUGGCAGUAAAAUUAACUUCAGACAGCCCGUCAUUAGUAAAGACUCCAGGUUUCUGCUAUGCGGCUCAGGAGAGUGUGUGAAGGUGUUCAGCUCCUCCACGGAGGAGUGUCUCCUCGACCUGCAGGGACACACCGACCUGGUCACAGGUGUGCUGCUCAGACCUGCCAACCACCUACAGGUCUACUCUUGCUCACUAGAUGGCACUGUCAGACUUUGGGACUUCACUGAUGGUAUUCUCAUAAAGACUUAUGUCAUUGGAUACCCCAUUUAUUCCCUCUACGCAUCUGCAAACCAUGAAGGGGUCAUCUUUGUUGUCAUCCCCAUGCAGAGUGACAGGAGAUCUGAGUUGUUCCAGCUGGUCGCAGUAAAUCUGCCACAGUGCGGAGAUCAGCUGGUGGAGGCCAGAGAGCUCUCUGCUGUCCUCAGCAACGUCAGCUCCAACCCAGCAGCCAUCGCCUUCGGUAGAGGGGGAGAAUAUAUUGCUGCAGCUAAAGAUUUGCAACUAGAGGUUUACUUCUUCAAGAAGCAGAAGUCAUACAGGUUUUUGCUCAAAGAGGACAACAAGAAGGGAGGCAAGAAUACAUUUAGAUGCAUCUCCUGUCACCCAAAAGAUGAUUGCAUCGCCACGGGACACGAAGACGGCAAGAUCAGGCUGUGGAGAAACUUCAACCACAAAAAGGAGUACACGUACUCCACCAUGCACUGGCACCACACUGCUGUAAGCUCACUGUGCUUCACUCCAGAAGGUACCAACCUGCUGAGUGGAGGUGUAGAGUCAGUGCUCGUCCAAUGGCGGUACAACCAAGAGAGCCAGCGGGACUUCCUGCCCCGUCUGGGUGCUGCCAUCACACACAUCAUCGUCUCCCCCGAUGGAUCACUGUUUUGCACCUCGCAUAGUGAUAACAAAAUCACAAUCAUACAAAGUUGUGUUAAAGUAUCAGCUAUCAUUCAGGGACUGGUCAAAGGUGAAGAUGUCAAGACAGACCUGAUGGUGGAUCCACGUAGCAAAGCUUUGGUGCUGAAUGGAAAACCAGGACACCUUCAGUUUUACUCCCUACAAAGAGACAAGCUGUUGUACAAUCUUGACAUCGUGCAGCAGGAAUACAUUCAUGAAUCGGGCCUUGAGCAGUUUGAUGUGGUCAAAGCAGCAUUUAAUGGCUCUGGUACCUGGCUGGCAACAGUGGAGGAAAGAAAGCAGAAAGGAGCUGAGCUGGAGCUUAACUUGAAGCUGUGGGCGUUUGAUGACCAAACACAGAGUUUUGUGCUGAACACCACCAUCUCGGCCCCCCACGAGGCGCGGAUUACAGCCAUGUGCUUUGACCAGGCAUUCAACAGCCAGACCACCAUGCUUGUCUCCACCAGCAGAGAUGGACACUUCAAAGCCUGGCAACUGGCUGCACCAGCCCACACAGAAGAUGAAGGUCCUUCCUGGUCGUGUGAUUUUGUCGGAGCCUAUCACAGCCUGGUGCCCGAGUGCUGCUGCUUCUCAGCUGACGGCUCUCUGUUGGCAGUCAGCUUUCAGGAGGUGGUGACUGUGUGGAGCCCAGCCUCCUGGGAGAUCCUGGCCACUCUCUCCCAGCCGCCAGGAGUUAUCAGAGAUCUUUCUUUUGGCCGACUAAGCUGUUCCAAGUACCUGCUGGGAACAACCACCAGCAAGUUGCUGUGCUGCUGGAACCUCCUCACCUGCUCCUUGGAGUGGAGCACGUCCAUGGACAUCAGUCUGCUGCUCGCUGACCCACUCUCGGAGAACGUGGCUGCCUUCUGCGUUCAGGCAGAAUCCACUGACUUGUUUGUGUUCAAACCGAGUGAGCCAAGGCCGAUGUUUUCCCACAAGGCCGUGUGCUCAGGGAGCGUUACUCGUGCUGUUUUUGCCCCAAGGGAGGUGAUGUUGGACAUGUGUGAGGAGAGCAGCCAGUGGCUCAACCAGUCUCAACUUUACUUCUUCACACAGCACAUGGACCUCCUGACGUUCAUGACCAAAGCAGAGGAGGACAAGCUCAUGGCUUCCUACAAACAGCUUGUGAUUGAUGACAGUGUUGCCAUGACCCCCUUCUACCUGUUGCUGGGGAAACAUCGGCAUCAGCAACAAGAAGAUCAAGGGAGCACCGUGUUUUCUGAGCAUGCACGUCUGCCUCAGAGCUCGGUCGCCAUCAAAGAGCUUCUGCAGACCCCGGCCCACGUCCUGCCCUCAACCUCGUUCCUCUGCUCCAUGUUCGUAAAGUCUCUGCUAGUCUCCGUCACAGAUGCCAAGGAGGAAAAUAAACAGGCAGAAGAGGAAAUUGAGAGUGAGAAAGAGGAAGAAUCUUCAGAUGAGGAAAUGGAAACCCCGAGACCUGAGCAGGCUCCAUCGGGGGACCAGGAGUCCGAGUCUGCUGGUCCGCUCUUAACAAAAGCUCAACUAAGGGAACUGAGAAGGGUGAAGAAACUUGACCACAGCUGGUACACAGGCCUCCUGGACUCUUGAAAAGAGUAUUUACAAAAGCAGAUGGACACACAGGCGGUGCUUAUUGAAAGUUUGCACCCGCCAUAAGUAUGAAUGUUUUUUUCCAUUUUACUGUUUUCUGCCCUCAAAUAACAUUUCUUCAGAAAAGGAAGGAAACCAACACCUAAGAGGAAACUAAUUGCUAUAAACACAAAGCAAAUGAUUGAUUGGAAAAGCAUCAGCUGCUUUGGCAAAAAUUUGAUCAAUCUGUCAUUAAAAAAAAAAAUCCCCCUCCAGUGUUUUUUUUUUUUGUUGUUGUUUUUUUUUUUUUUUUUUUUCCAUGUUAAUUUCACUGGGGCAGUGUUUUGCAAGUGUCCUGCAGUUUUUCUUGUUAAAACGCUGCACUGCUUUUAGUUGUCUUUGUACUCCACCUCACCUAAAUAUUCACAAUGGUGUUUCUAAGCCAUUCCUGUGAAUAUUAUAUUCCGGUUUAUGUUUGCAGUCAUUAUCUUCCCACAUAUGAAUUCUGUCACAACCCUUUUCCCCUCAAACUCUCAGAUCACCAAAUUAACAGCAACGAGAUCAGUUUUUCUGACAGCUUGUUCCGCUAUUCUCAUUUACUGAUGCCUCAAACAUGAGUGUGCAAGAGCUCUUUUACAAAUGUAAUCACAAUUCAGAGAGAAGUGUUCUGUAUGAUUCUACUGUGUAGGAGCUGCAGGCAAUAUCACUUUUGUUAUUGUUUUUUGGUUUCUGACUUUAAAAGGUCUCUUUCGCACUUUGUGUUUUAGAUUUUUUUUAAUGAAACUGCUUUCAUUAGCGAGAAGACGGCAAGCACACAGGACAUGAAAGAGUGGAGAGGGGGCUGACAUACAUAUAGUCUGUAUAGAAAUGACUGCAUUCUCAACUUUCUAAAUCCCUUCAGGAGCAUUCAUUUACACUCAUGACUGUCACGUAUUUUUCUACACGUGGAUAUUUAAUAAACUGAGCUUUUCAUAAAGCUUCCAGUCUGGAGAUCUUUGUGUCCUUGCUCUAAUGUAUCUGUUUAUUCCACAGUCCAAUCAUGCAGCCUCUUACAUUAUCAGUAUUGUGUUAUGCUGUUGACUUCUGCUUUAUUAGAUAUGAAUACGGACAUAAAGAUGUAUUUGAUGAAUCAGU
Molecule: messenger RNA, 3636 nt
Organism: Cololabis saira (Pacific saury)
Lineage: Eukaryota; Metazoa; Chordata; Actinopteri; Beloniformes; Belonidae
Gene: wdr75
Product: WD repeat domain 75
Exons: 21
Coding region: 22-2523 (833 amino acids)
Biological process (GO): positive regulation of transcription by RNA polymerase I; positive regulation of rRNA processing
Cellular component (GO): nucleolus
Molecular function (GO): protein binding; RNA binding
Source: RefSeq, a predicted model, not a curated record